AUGGACUUGAUUAUCACGUGUCCGGAUAUGAAGAACGCUUGCAGUGAGACAAUGAUACAGAAUGAAUGCCCCUAUACUUGCGGAAUAUGCACCCAAGACCCCACAAAAUGUAGUGAUACCAAUUUGGACUGCACCAAAUUCAAUAUUCAAUGUGAAUUCGACAAUUUCAAAAAAACGUGUCCCCAAACGUGUGGAACAUGCGGUUCGACGACUCAGCCAAGUUGUGUAGAUCACUCAGUAAACUGUCCGAACUACAGUAAUCAAUGUAGCACAGAUUAUAUUAAAGAAUUAUGUCCACUAAGCUGUAACACUUGUAAUACCACCACAACUACAGUAACCCGAGGAGUCAAAACUACAGUAAUCCCAAUCAAGACUACAGUAUCCACAACUACAGUGCAGACUACAAAGACUACAACUACAGUACCCCCGCAGACUACAAAGACUACAAAAAUGAUUCCUACUACACCUAAGACUCCGUGUAAGGAUGCAUCACCAAAUUGUGGAGCAUGGGCGAAGAAUGGAUUCUGUACAAAUACAUUCUAUCCACCGGAGAAGAGAAAAGAAUAUUGUGCAAAGACUUGCAAAUUCUGCUGA
This is a messenger RNA of Caenorhabditis remanei, 594 nucleotides long. RefSeq lists its product as uncharacterized. The record is from RefSeq and is a predicted model, not a curated record. The coding region runs from base 1 to 594 and encodes 197 amino acids. The transcript is spliced from 5 exons. NCBI's taxonomy places the organism in Eukaryota, Metazoa, Nematoda, Chromadorea, Rhabditida, Rhabditidae.